ACUAAGGUAUAUAAGAAUAGUAGUAUCAUCAUUUAUACUAUUAUUUUCCUCUUUUUGGUUAAGAUUUUAUACUAAUAUUCUUCCAAUUUAGAUACGUAUAGAAUGCAACCACAAAGCCCCCCAAAAGGUGGGUGGGGGUGGGUUGGUUGGGACUAGGGUUGGGACAUUGGUUGUAUAUAAGAAGACAAAAAGCAAAAGCUUAGCCAUCACAAAUCUUCUCUCUGUACACACCAGCCAGGUGUUAGCAUUUCGAGGAGGAGAAGACACCAACCAAGCCACUUCUCCUUCAAUCAUUAGGGUUUUGAUUAAUUCGGAUCGGAAGAAAAACGAAUCGGACCAACCAACGAUGUUCUUGGUAGAUUGGUUCUAUGGAAUUCUCGCUACUUUAGGGUUAUGGCAGAAAGAGGCUAAGAUCUUGUUUUUGGGCCUCGAUAAUGCAGGGAAAACCACCUUGCUCCAUAUGUUGAAGGACGAGAGAUUGGUUCAACAUCAGCCAACACAAUACCCAACGUCAGAGGAGCUUAGUAUUGGUAAGAUCAAGUUCAAAGCGUUUGAUUUGGGUGGGCAUCAGAUUGCUCGUCGUGUUUGGAAAGAUUAUUAUGCUAAGGUGGAUGCUGUUGUAUACUUGGUGGAUUCCUAUGACAAAGAAAGGUUCGCCGAGUCUAAGAAAGAGCUGGAUGCUCUCCUAUCUGAUGAGUCCUUGGCCACUGUUCCGUUUCUUAUAUUGGGUAACAAGAUAGACAUCCCUUAUGCUGCCUCGGAAGAUGAACUGCGUUACCAUUUGGGGCUAACAGGCGUCACCACUGGCAAGGGGAAGGUAAACCUGGCAGACUCCAAUGUCCGUCCACUCGAGGUGUUCAUGUGCAGCAUAGUCCGGAAAAUGGGUUAUGGGGAAGGCUUUAGAUGGAUGUCUCAGUACAUCAAGUAAUCGGGUCUAGGAAGUGAGAUUUGUUGUUCUGUUUUAAGUUUCUUAUUUUUGUACUGGAUAAGUUGAAAAUGUCUGUUUAUCUUUAUGGGCUAAAUAGUUUCUGUUUUUUCCCCAGGUUUUCAGUGAAACAGUUAAAAAAACAGUGUUCUACUAUUAUAUAUGACUAGUCUACAUUUUUCUCUUCA
This is a messenger RNA of Capsicum annuum, 1113 nucleotides long. Its product is annotated as GTP-binding protein SAR1A. Gene Ontology annotation, cellular component: COPII vesicle coat; endoplasmic reticulum exit site. Bases 347 to 928 code for a protein of 193 amino acids. Gene Ontology annotation, biological process: endoplasmic reticulum to Golgi vesicle-mediated transport; membrane organization; vesicle organization. The transcript has 3 exons. The record is from RefSeq and is a predicted model, not a curated record. NCBI's taxonomy places the organism in Eukaryota, Viridiplantae, Streptophyta, Magnoliopsida, Solanales, Solanaceae. Gene Ontology annotation, molecular function: GTPase activity; GTP binding.